Messenger RNA from Hibiscus syriacus, 1001 nucleotides. Its product is annotated as phosphoglycerate mutase-like protein AT74. The coding region runs from base 58 to 924 and encodes 288 amino acids. Gene Ontology annotation, molecular function: phosphatase activity. NCBI's taxonomy places the organism in Eukaryota, Viridiplantae, Streptophyta, Magnoliopsida, Malvales, Malvaceae. The transcript is spliced from 2 exons. The record is from RefSeq and is a predicted model, not a curated record.
AAGUGCAGAAAUUCGAGAUUUACAUCCCAAAAAACCCAUUUUUUUCCCCCGUCAAGAAUGCAAAAGAGUAAUCACAGCAGCCACCAAUCCGCCAAGAAGGUGGUGUUACCGAAGCGGAUAAUCCUAGUCCGACACGGUGAGUCGGAAGGCAACUUAGACACCUCAGCCUACUCGAAAACCCCCGACUACAAGAUCUCCUUAACCGAAGAAGGUCGUGCCCAAGCCAGCCUUGCCGGUUCGCACCUCCAGGACCUCAUUUCCGGUGAUGGGUCUCGCCCCGAUUGGCGGGUGUACUUCUACGUUUCCCCUUACGAGCGCACCCGAUCCACACUGCGGGAGAUCGGGAAGUCGUUUUCGAAGAAAAGGGUGAUUGGGGUGAGGGAAGAGUGCAGGAUUCGAGAACAGGACUUUGGGAAUUUUCAGGUUGAGGAAAGGAUGAAAGUAAUAAAGGAGACGAGGGAAAAGUUCGGGAGGUUCUUUUAUAGGUUCCCUGAAGGUGAAUCUGCCGCUGAUGUUUUUGAUCGUGUUUCAAGUUUUCUUGAAUCUCUCUGGAGAGACAUAGACUUGAAUAGGCUUCACAAAGAUCCAUGUCAAGACUUGAAUCUCAUAAUAAUCUCGCACGGUCUAACAUCACGGGUGUUUCUAAUGAAGUGGUUCAAAUGGACGGUCGAGCAAUUCGAGCGCUUAAAUAAUCCCGGGAAUUGUGAGUGUCGAGUUAUGGAGUUGGGACAGAGCGGAGACUAUAGCUUAGCUAUUAAUCAUACAGAUGAAGAGAUGCUGGAAUGGGGACUCUCCCCGGAUAUGAUACAAGACCAAAAAUGGCGAAUCACCGGCGAAAAGGCUGAUUGGAAUAAUCAUUGUACCUGGUAUCUUAAGUCGUUUUUCGACGAAUUAGACUCCGAAGAUGAUGUUGAAAGUAAUUGAUAUUUAAUAAAAAAGGUGUAGAUACUAAUUCUUUGAAUGCAAAACUUGUAUUUCAUAAUACCCCAUGGGAAUGUUCA